AGGGGAUUGGACAGAGAUCUGAGAGAAGGGGACGGGAGGUGACUCUUCCCAAGAAGGAAGCACGGCUUAUCCUCCACCUGGACCCACAGAUGGGCAUUUGCCAAUAUAGACUGGGAAGAGGGAACGUUUGCCAGUGCAGCCCCCUGGGAGGGGCACGACCUCCUGGUGACCAUGCUCAGUGCCAGAGCUGGGGCCUGAGAGCUCAGAGGGUGGCCCACUGGUGCCCACAGCCGGGCACUAGCCGGCCUCUCCCGCCCCAGCCUGCACCCCUGCAGGUGGAGGGGGUGCCACACGGCCAGGCACUAGCCCUCUCCUGCCCCAGCCCGUACCCCUGCAGGUGGUGGGGUGCCACACGGCUGGGCACUAGCCGGCCUCUCCCAUCCCAGCCCGCACCCCUGCAGGUGGACGGGGUGCCACACGGCCAGGCACUAGCCCUCUCCUGCCCCAGCCCGUACCCCUGCAGGUGGUGGGGUGCCACACGACUGGGCACUAGCCAGCCUCUCCCGCCCUGGCCCGCACCCCUGCAGGUGGAGGGGCGCUGGCUCACUCUGCAGCUGUCAGCCAGCCACGCAAACCUGGUCUCUCCGGCCGACCCUCUGAGGCUUGCUCUCCACUCCAUCCAGACCAGGCACGGUGGGGACGUGGACUUCGUGCUGUUCUGGAAGGGAGAAGGGGUGUGUAAAGAAGCAAACAUCACCGUCCAUCCAACCCAGUUGCAAGGCCAGUACCAAGGCUCCUUUGAGGGUGGCAGCAUGCACGUACGCUUCGUCAGCACCGACUACAGCAACCUCGUUCUUUACGUGCGCUUUGAGGAUGACGAGAUCACCAGCCUGUGGGUGCUGCUGGCCAGAAGAAUGCAGGAGGACCCCAAAUGGGUGGGAAGAUACUUGGAGUACGUGGAGAAAUUCCACCUACAGAAAGUCCCGGUCUUCAACAUAGAUGGCCCUUGUCCCCCACCCCGAGCCUAGGUCUGGUGGCUCCGGAGUCUUCCUGCCUGGGCUCCUUACCCCUCUGUUGCCCUCAGCCCCCCUUCCACCUCCUUCACCUUGGUUUGUGGCCUAGACUCUGCCCCAGUUCCCUGCUGGAAGUCCUUUUGCAUCUCAGGGACCCAAGGAAGCUCCCCAGCCUGGGGCCCAACCCUGCCUGUCUCCUGGUCCCCUCCCCUGCUGGGAAGGCCUCUUCCUUCUGUGGGUCUCCAGGUCCUACCAACCACCUGUCAACCAACAGCCGAGGGCCAACAGCAUGCCCCAGCCUGGUCUGUGGGCUUGGAGCACACACAGGGUGGUGAGGAGGGGGCAUAUGGCCCCCUGAGCUCCUACCCACAGCGCCAGAUGCCUCCAAAACAUAUACAAUGAGUGGAACACUAUAGCCCCAGGCGCCUCCGAGGCACCCCCCCGAGAGCUGCUGGGGUGGCCCCCAAGUGUCCUUCAGGAACUUGACCCCACGGAGGCUGUUCUCAGAUUCCAGCUCCUCUCCACUCUGACCCGCCUCACCUGGGUCUGCUGGGGACCCUCUAGAGAGGCGGCGUCCAUGCUCCGUGAGCAAACACAUAUGUCUCUACCGAGGUCCGAGAACCCUGAGUGAGCCCAGCUCCAGACCCUGCUCCCCGUAGGAGUCCAGCAGGGCCGCCAGGUAAACAAGGACGGCUCUACCUGUGUGGCAGGUGAGACCAGCCAACGCCCACUCCUCCGGGCCCAGGAUUCUGAAGGGCAGCACCCGCUUCUGCUCCCGGCGAGCCAGGGCCGCCCAUCGGCAGGGCAGGCUCUGAGGAAAUUGGGUCAAGGACUUGAUACUUGUCGUCUGGAACUCCCAAGACAGGUAUGGCCAGAGGCUGCCCCGAAAACGCCUCCAUUGAGGCCUUCUCCGCCUUCUCCCCCUUCUCCCCCUUCUCCCCCACGUGGGAUAAACACAACGGAAUGAAACCCAGAGCUGGUGGUGAAGCUGAUGAUGAAGCCCCACAGUUCUCCUGAAAAUCAACAAGUCCGGCUGGAAAAACACAAGGAAAAACGACACUCACAAAGCACACAUGUAACAAGAGGUUUAUGGAAUUUGUAAGAUCAUAAAAAAUAGCUUUUUCUGGGGCCCUAAAAUGACCGGGAUAAAUAGCGACGCGAGAGUGCUGCGUCUCUCUCAGCAUCGUUGAGUUGGUAACCUCAGGUUCACCCACACACUUCAGCAAUUCCAUUAUUCUUCCAGUGGGAUUUUUCCCCAAACUGCAGAUCUGUAUCUAAAAUUUACAUGAAGGAAUAAAAGUUUGGAAACAUUUUUAAAAGAAGCAUCAUGCAGAUGGCUGUACCAUUCUAUCCUAAUAUCAAACAGCAGUGAUGAGAAGCGUGUGACAUUAGCUCAGGGCAAAAGAACAGCAAGAAACUGGGUAUCGAGUCAAGGAAUGAACCCGAAUGUAUACAACAACUUCAGAGAUGGUACAAAUGGCCUGUCCUAAAAAAGCAUUAUUUAUUCAAUAAAUAGUGUUGAGGGAAAUGGGCAAGACAGAUUGGGGGAAAUAAGAUUGGCUAUCUCACCUACACAUUAUCUUAAAAUUCGUUCCUGAUCAAUUCUGAAUAAAAGGAAGGAAAUCUUGAAA
Molecule: messenger RNA, 2584 nt
Organism: Macaca mulatta (Rhesus monkey)
Lineage: Eukaryota; Metazoa; Chordata; Mammalia; Primates; Cercopithecidae
Source: RefSeq, a predicted model, not a curated record